Molecule: messenger RNA, 2298 nt
Organism: Lathyrus sativus (Indian pea)
Lineage: Eukaryota; Viridiplantae; Streptophyta; Magnoliopsida; Fabales; Fabaceae
Source: the annotation of a GenBank genome assembly
AUGGAACCUGAAUUCCCUUUUGAAUUACAAUCCGAAACCUUCAAGAUUCUCAGUUCCAAUGACGACACCGCCAUGGAAACUCUCUUCUCUCGUCUCUACAAUCCUCAACAACAGCAAAAUAGAUCUCAAGCUCUCACGUUCCUCCAAUGCUGCAAACACCACCACCCCGAUCUCCUCAUGAUCAAACUCUUUUUCCUCCUAACAUCCAGUCCCGAAAUCCCCACGCGCACCAACGCCGCACGCGCUCUUAUUUUUGUCCAACCCAACGAACUCUGGCCCAAAUUACGCCCUCAGGCCCAAUCUCGUCUUCAGGCCCACUUCAUUAACUAUCUCACUGAAGAGACGUCCGUCCACGUCCUUAGACUCGCGUCAACUAUCCUCUCACAAACCGUUUCAGUUAUAUACAAAUCUCAACAACACUGGAACGAGAUUCUCGAUUUUCUUCUCUCCUCCGUUAAUUCAAACGACGAAAAGCUUCGAGAGUUUUCUCUUUUAGUUUUCUCUUCACUCACAAACGACUGUCGUUUAAGCCUCUCGAAUUCUCUACACGACCGUGUUCGUGUACUUCAUUCAUCGUUUUUGGCCGGUCUCACUUCCCGGAACCCUGACGUGCAGGUUGCGUCCUUCGCGGCGGUGGUGAACUUGAUUUGUUUGUUUUCUGAUAAUCAGCUUUUUCACGAACUACUUAGAGCGAUGAUGGUUGCUGUGUUUGCACUCUUGCAUGGCUUCGAGAGAAGCUAUUUCAAAAGUGCUUUUGCUGAGUUGGUUAAGCUUGUUUCUGCUGAGCCUGUUCUGUUGAAGCCUUACAUGAGUGAUAUGGUUCUCGAUGCGCUUCAGAUCGCUGAGAAUUGCAGCGUUACCGAAGAAACUCGUCGUCUGGCUUUUGAAUUGGUGCUCGCGAUGGCUGAGUUGAAGGAAAGCGAGCAGGUGCUGGCGAGUCUUCCACAUGAAAUGGUGGUUAGGUUAUUUAUCGUUCCGAUGAAGACUUUGGUUCUGUGUGUUAAAGAGAACGGUAACAGUAAUAAUGACGGUAACCAUAACGGUGCUUAUUGUGGUGCUGAUCGUGGGACGGGAGAUGAAAGAGAAAAAGGUGCAGAUCCCCAGAAUGAAAAGGUGGAUGAUGCAUAUGAAUUUGGAAUCAAGUGUUUGAAGAAGCUUUGUGUUGUGUUUGGAGGAACCAAAGUUGUGACUGUUACUCAUGAACUGUUGAAGAAUUAUUACUUGGAUUCAACGGACUGGAAAAUGCGACAUGCAGGGAUUACACUGCUCACUGAGAUUGCAAAAGAGUUCUCAGACGAAAUGGUUUUGGAGGAUAAAUUUCUAGAAGAAAUUGUAAUCAGAAUUUUGAAGUUAUUCCAAGACUCUCAUGUUCAAGUUCGGUUGGCAGCUUUUACUUUGAUGGAGAUGCCUAUAAUUUUUGUCGAAUCGGCUCAAAUUCGUUAUCAUCAUAGGUUUGUGCAUGCUUUUUCCAUUGCACUUGUUAGCGAUGGAGACAACAAAGUGAAGGAACAAGCUGCCUCAGCAAUGUUAUACUUUCUGAAGAACACUCUUCCAGAAAGCUUAUUAUUAUACCAGAAUGUGGAUACUGUAAUGAACAAAAUGUUAUCAUCUAUUCAGGAUAAAGGGAAUGCUAAGCAAAGAAGGAUUGUUUUGUCAGCUUUUAACCUAGUUGCACAAAGUUGUCAUGAAGUAGCUCACAAGUAUUUUGCAAAUUACCUUCCUAUCUUGGUGGAUGCAUGCGGUGACAAAAAUUCUGAAAUCAAGGAGGAGGCAGCAAGAGGAAUUCGAAUUUGUGCUGAAUUUGGAACACCAAAUUUCAAGCCUUUUAUCAAUAUGAUAUUGUCAGAAAUCAGUAUUUUAUUAAAAGAUCGCAAUGCAUCGAAUUCCUCCAAGAAUGCAACAUAUGAUGUUGCAGUUUCUGCUCUAGGAAGAAUCUGUGAAUUCCAUCGUGAUAGCAUUGAUGGUUCUACGGCUGUUCCUGUCUGGUUAAGUUUCUUGCCACUGAAAGACGAUUUGGCUGAAGCCAAAAUUAUGCAUGAACAGCUCUGUUUGAUGGUUGCAAGAUUAGAUAAGGAUCUUUUAGGAGCUGGCAAUCAAAAUCUUGCUAAGAUUAUUACUGUGUUUCUCGACGUUAUUCAAAAGGGUGACAGAUUGGCUACAGCACAAACAAUUGACCAGAUGAAUAGUUUGCUGAGACAGCUUGCCGCGAACAUUCCUCCUAAUACGUUUGAGACAAUUUUACUGUCAUUGAAUGCUCAGCAACGGGAAUUAUUAUUGCCAUUUCUAUCAUCAUUCUAG